Austrofundulus limnaeus is the source of this 1474-nucleotide messenger RNA. RefSeq names its product hspb associated protein 1 (gene hspbap1). Lineage: Eukaryota; Metazoa; Chordata; Actinopteri; Cyprinodontiformes; Rivulidae. The record is from RefSeq and is a predicted model, not a curated record.
CCCCCCUCUAUGAGAGCCAGUGUUCCUACAUUCGAGCCACUGUGGCUCAGUUUCUCCACUGGACUCGUGGUCAGAAGGAUGUGGGGCCUUUUUCUGAGUAUUCUUGCUUGGAGUACUGGGCUUAUGCUGAUUACAAGUACAUUGCAAUGUUGUUUCAUGACCAGCCUUUUAUGUUUGAGGAUAUAAAAUGGUCCGAGUUUGGCUUUGAGGGGCGUGAUGGUAAAGAGAGCACUCUAUGGAUCGGCACAGAGGGGGCAAACACACCAUGUCACYUGGACACAUAUGGCUUUAACCUGGUGCUGCAGGUUCAAGGACGGAAACGUUGGCAUCUCUUUCCCCCGGACAAUACAGCCAACCUUUACCCGACCAGGAUCCCGUACGAGGAGUCCAGUAUCUUCAGCCAGGUGGAUGUUCUCCACCCAGACCUGAAGAGAUUCCCUGGGUUUAAAGGUGCCAAGGCCCACGUCGUCACUCUGCAGCCCGGGCAGGUGCUGUUCGUUCCCAGACACUGGUGGCACUAUGUGGAGUCUGUGGAUCCCAUCACCGUCAGCGUCAACACCUGGGCUGAGCUGGAAGAGGAUGACGUGGCAAGAGUCACAGAAGCUGUGACCAGGACGGUCGUCUGUGCUUUAAAAAGUGCUCCGAGUGAUGACAACACCGACAACUGGCUCAAUCCCACUGAGGUAGAAAAAGCGUCCCACAGUGAAAACCUGCGGGACCUGAACCUGGCGGUGUCGGCGUGUGCUCAGAGAAAGACGAGUCUCUCCUGUGACGACCUGGGCUCAGACCUGAGAGACACUGCUCCUGUUAAACGAGACUCAGGAGGACAGGUAAAGCAAAAGAGAAACAGGGCUGAGGUCUCUGUAGCCUUCAGCGCUUCGUUUGGACCACAUCUGCUCCCUGUUCGCUGUCAGCAAGAUGAACUGGACGAUGGUGAGGUCAGCACUUCUUCCACAGCUCAGGAGGGCGCUGUUUGUUCAGAGAGACCUGUGGGAACCGAGUCCACCAGGCCCCAGCAGGGACAACAYGCAUGUGACUGUGCUGCACAGGAUCCUGGGCCUUCAGAGAAAAAUAAAGCACCAGGACUCGCAUCAUUAACCACAAAUGACCUGUUAGACUGUCUGGUGCAUCCUGACAUCAUCAGUCGUGUCACUGAGCUUCUUUUGGAAAGACACCAAGACCUUUCAUCUUCAGCUGCCAAAGACUCUGAGGGGACUGCUCUUAACUAGGCUGUGGGAGGAAAAACGAAGAAACAAGAAUCUGUCUGUAAAACUUAAUGACUUCCAUCUUGUUCUUUAAUCAUGUUAAGGUCCCUCCAACAGGAGGCUCAGAUGUGAGCUUUCACCAGGCAGCGCUGAUGGUUCCAGCUUUUGUUCUGCCCAACAUCUUAAUCCUGUUUGGUUCUUCCAGGAGAAGAAAAAUCACCGCUUCAAUCAAGUUAGUAUGCUAAUAAAAUAAAUAAUUCAAAAGAAUA